AGCAGUCCCGAGAAGAAAAACGCCAAAAUCGUGGGUCUGAGCGGCUGGUAUCAGCAACAGGCUGGAGACGGGAAAACGGAGGUCCUUCAAGUUGUUCUGCGCGGUGAGUCUCUGCCAUGUGGGAAUGUGUGUUGUACUUGUUGCCCUCUUCGCUGCUCCUCUUCGUUGCCUUCUUGAUCCAGUGGACCCCGGUGCGGCUGGGCCUGAGGGUGCCGAGUCGGUGGUUCGGGUGGAGGCUGUGGGCAUUGCUGUGUUGGUUCCUAGGUUUGCCCUUGGCUUCCCAGACCGCUGCCGAAGGACCUCCUCAGCUGGUGUGCAAACCCACGGCUCUGGCCCGGUUCCUAUUCCAGCGCUGCAAUCUCUUGGCCAAGCCUGGUCCGGCAGGGCUGCCCUGGGGUUACCCCCACUUCGAGACCGUCUGCAGCCUGGCUGGGCCACAGUGCGGCAGCGGAGGAGUUCGUUUUGCACGGGACCACCUGCAAAUGCAGGACGGGGGGGUGGUGGCGUUGGACUGGGCCGUGGGGCUUGAAAGGGAACUCGGCCCUUCCUUGAGGAAAGACUCAAUGGGAGGGGAGAAUGUUCUGGGCUGCCACAGUUCCUGUCCACCUGUACUGAUCUUGGUACCAAACUCCUGGGGCCGCGUGACACCCCACCUCCUCCGGCUAUGCGUCCUGGCUCUCUGCCAAGGAUUCUACCCUGUGGUCUUCCAUCGACGUGGGCAAGGGGGCUGCCCCCUGGUGACCCCAAGGUUCCAGGAGUUUGGGGACCCCUCAGACCUUGUCCAGGCUAUCGAUUACAUACGUUUCCGUCACCCGAAAUCUGUGCUUGUGGCCGUCAGCGAGGGAUCUGGCUCCGGGGUGCUCUUGUCCUACCUUGGAGAAUGUGGGUCCUCAUCGUACCUGACCGCAGCAGCCUGCCUGUCCCCGGUGUUGCAGGGGCAGCUGUGGUUUGAGAUGCCCUUCCCUGCACUGUACCGUUGGGGCCUGCUGCUGUACCGCAAGCUACAGCUGAGCAGGUACGCCACAGCACUCAGCUCAGCGCUGAACAUAGAACAGCUGCUUUGCUGCUCCUCUCUCUGGGACAUGGAGAUGCUCACCUUCUGCUCCACCAGGGCUUCCAGCUGCACAGAAGCUGACUGGGAGGCCUACUGGGAGCGCAACGAGCCACUGCGUGAUGCAGAUGAGGUGGCUGUACCCGUGCUCUGUCUGCGCAGUCGGGAUGACCCCUUGCUGCCUCCGAUUUCCACCUUGCCCACCGCACUGUUCCGCAGUAGCCCCUACUUCCUUCUGUUGUUGAGCAACAGCUCUGGCCAUUGUGGUGCUUCUGAGUGGAGCCACCCGCUGGUGCUGGAAUACUUCCGCGCGGUGGCUCACUUCCUGAGGGCGGAGGAGAUGGCAGCUGGGAUGCAGGCAGCGGCAGCAAGGAUGGGGCCAAGAGUGGGACCGGCGGGGACCGGUCCAGGGACCUGUCGCAGAACACAAACUCUGGUCACCCGCAGACGACGGGCUGCUCAGCUCAGGAGGGAUGGAUCCCCUAGCUGGCUGUCGACACACAUCGCCCAUGGUGGGAUUGGAAAGGUGGCAGACCAAGUGGGCUUUGGAGGGGAAUCAAAAGCGUUUACAUGGCACAGAUGUUACACGCGGUGA
This is a messenger RNA of Scleropages formosus (Asian bonytongue), 1646 nucleotides long. RefSeq names its product protein ABHD15. The record is from RefSeq and is a predicted model, not a curated record. The transcript has 2 exons. NCBI's taxonomy places the organism in Eukaryota, Metazoa, Chordata, Actinopteri, Osteoglossiformes, Osteoglossidae. Bases 117 to 1646 code for a protein of 509 amino acids. Gene Ontology annotation, biological process: lipid metabolic process. Gene Ontology annotation, molecular function: monoacylglycerol lipase activity; short-chain carboxylesterase activity.